AUGGCCCCAGAGGUGCCCACGAAUAGAGCUCUGCACCGCUGCGUUUCCCUCGCCCCAACGGAGACCAAACUCGAAUUGACACAGAGAGAAGAAACACCGUCAAGAUUAGCUCGACGAAAGGGAAAACGACGCGGUCGCGGAAGAACACGGGUUCAAGGAAAGACCGUCGAGGAAGGCUCAAAAAGGGUCGUUAGGAAACGGACUGGUCAGACAAUGGAGGAAGACACGCCUUCUAUGCAACAGAAGGCAUCAAUUCAAACAGCAGCCAAUUCUCAGAGCAUACAAGGAAAGACUGCCGAAGAAGUAUCGCGCCGUGUGUCAAGAGCUGCAAAACGUGCUCAGGUGAAAGUGUUCGUGGAAGAGACGUUAAAAAAAGGAGUGAAAGGUUUAAUUGCUGAAUUCAAGUCACUUAAACGGGUUAAUGAUUUCACGAAAAUGACUGAAUUUGUGGCACAAAACGCUGAGGGAAGGAACCGCUAUAAGGAUGUCGGCUGCCUCGACAACGAUCGUGUUAUUAUUCGAAUAGGCCCUGUCUCGUAUAUUCAUGCAAAUUACGUGUCAUCACCAACAAAUCCAAAACGUUUCAUAUGUACUCAGCUUCCAUUCCCAUUCGAAACUCGAAUUCAUAUACUUGUGCGGAGUUUGGAGGUGAGCGUGCCAGGUCAACCGCUGCACUCCUGCCAGCAUUACCAUUGGCAAGAUUGGCCUGAUCGUGGGGUGCCAGACGCUGAUCUGGCACCAAUUGUGUUGUUGUCGAGGCUUAAAGAUAAUACUGCUCCAAUUAUUGUUCAUUGUUCGGCUGGAAUUGGUCGCACUGGUUCUAUAGUGUUAAUUCAACAUGCCAUGGAAUUGUUACACAUGCCGGCACCGCUACUUGAAAUCUCCACGUAUCUUAUAGAACUUCGUAAACAACGAAACAACAGCAUACAAACUGAACACCAGUAUCUAUAUAUUCACCAAGUGCUGUUGUUGUAUUUAAAGAAGACCAAGUAUCUAGAUGAAAGUGUGACACCAUAUUUGGAAGCGUUCACGCGGGAUUACAUCAACGCCACGAAAGGCUUCUGA
Ostertagia ostertagi is the source of this 1065-nucleotide messenger RNA. Lineage: Eukaryota; Metazoa; Nematoda; Chromadorea; Rhabditida; Trichostrongylidae. The record is from the annotation of a GenBank genome assembly.